Molecule: messenger RNA, 1455 nt
Organism: Solanum dulcamara
Lineage: Eukaryota; Viridiplantae; Streptophyta; Magnoliopsida; Solanales; Solanaceae
Product: syntaxin-22-like
Exons: 8
Coding region: 363-1184 (273 amino acids)
Biological process (GO): intracellular protein transport; vesicle-mediated transport; vesicle fusion
Cellular component (GO): SNARE complex; endomembrane system; membrane
Molecular function (GO): SNAP receptor activity; SNARE binding
Source: RefSeq, a predicted model, not a curated record
UAAAAAAAAAAAAUCCUUACCCGGCAAAUGCUAAUCAUUUCUCCCUUCUCAAAAGCUCAAAAAGAUUUCAAUUUUACUUCUCUUCUCCAUCAAAAUUCAAUUUUCUCUCCAUUUCCAUCCAAAUUCCCCAAAACCCAAAUUCCAAAACUGCAUAAUCUUGACAUAUUUGUGAUCAAAAUUUAAUCUUGUUUGUCCCUGUAUAUAUAAUUACAGAUUCUGGGUUCUUGGGAAUUUCAUCUGAAAAUUUUCCCCUUGUCAAUUUCCUCACAAAUCCCCCAAAACGCAUCGUAUGACUUGUUCUUUUUAGUACAAGUCUGACUUAAGGUCGAGGAGGCAGGGAAGAAAAGAAAUAUAACAGAAGUAUGAGUUUUCAAGAUUUGGAAUCGGGUCGACCUUUGGCGCCUCGUCAGUUUCAUACAAAUGGGAAGCAAGACCCGACCCAAGAAGUGGCUUCUGGAAUCUUCCAGAUCAAUACUGCUGUGUCUACGUUUCAGAGGCUAGUGAAUACACUUGGUACCCCAAAAGAUACACCUGAGCUACGUGAAAAGUUGCACAAGACAAGGGUACAUAUUGGCCAGUUAGUCAAAGAUACAUCUGCAAAACUUAAGCAAGCAAGUGAAAUAGAUCAUCAUGCUGAUGUCAGUGCUAGCAAGAAAAUAACUGAUGCAAAACUUGCUAAAGAUUUUCAAGCUGUCUUGAAAGAGUUUCAAAAGGCUCAGAGACUUGCAGCAGAGAGGGAGACAGCAUAUACACCUUUCAUUCCCCAAGCCGUUCUUCCUUCUAGUUACACAGCCAGUGAGAUAGAUGUUGCUUCAGAUAAGAGUCAGGAACAGCGGGCUCUCCUUGUGGAAUCAAGAAGACAGGAUGUUUUGCAUUUACACAAUGAGAUUGCUUUUAAUGAAGCUAUUAUCGAGGAAAGAGAUCUGGGAAUACAAGAAGUACAACAACAGAUUGGUGAAGUGAAUGAGAUUUUCAAGGAUCUUGCCGUGCUUGUUCACGAGCAAGGAACUAUGAUUGAUGAUAUUGGCUCCAAUAUUGAGAGUUCUCAUGCUACUACUUCACAGGGGAGAUCGCAACUUGCUAAAGCUGCAAAGACCCAAAGAUCAAAUUCAUCUCUGACCUGCUUGCUUCUGGUGAUAUUUGGGAUCAUACUUGUAAUUGUGAUCAUAGUACUUGCAGUAUGAUGAGAAGAUUUUGAUAUGGAGAAAGAGAUACUAAACUCUUCAUCAAUGGAAUUGAUCUUUGUGAUUCAAGAUGUUCUUAAGGCACCAUAAAGUAUACUUGUAGUGUGAUCCAUGAAUCUUUUAGUCAUGCUAGAGAAGUUGUGCAACUGUGACAUGAAGAUCCCUGGACAUGUGAGGGAGGGUUUGUCUGCUAUGUUUGUAAAUUUUGUGUUGUGUUUGCAAUUGUGUGUUGCUGCGCUGGUUUGUUAAUAAAAUUUGAUUCUUAUUUGGA